GGGGGUUCCGGGGGAGGGACAGUCGCUGUGGGCUGCCAGCAGUGGGGGGCAUUCCCUGGAGCCCAGUUGUUAGAGACACGGUAAUCCACCUAGGCUACUUAGAUGGCCUAGAGAGCUUGACGUGGCAUUUACUAUUUUUUUAAAGGCAGGGUGGGAUUUGAACCAGUGGCUUACUUCGCGUUCUGUGGGGAUUUAAUGGGCAUUGAGCCCAGAGAUUUGUCCGCGUUCGCCAACAGAAACCAUUUAAGGCCCUGUUAAUGGCACUUUGGAAGCGAUGUGGCUUAAAGGAGACCUGAGCAAUUGGCUCGACAGGUGGAAGAGGGCUCCGGAAUAGGAGGCCGAGCUCCAGCUGACUUGAAUCUCUCUGCCAGCGAAAACAGCUUUGGACUUUUCUCCGCCUUAGUUUCCUGGAUCAUCCACUGGGGCGGUUGGAGAGCUUGAGAACCAGUCCCUCCUAUGCGUAUACAGCCAAGGCAAAGGACAGGGCUAGAGUGUCAGUCAGCCACCAGACGGGAGAUGUUGUGAUCCCAGCUAACAGGUAUCCUCUGCUGGUUGAAAUGUCUAUGAUUUUAUCUGCAUCAGUCAUUCGUGUCAGAGAUGGGCUGCCACUUUCUGCUUCUACUGACUAUGAACAAGGCACAGGCGUGCAGGAGUGCAGGAAGUAUUUUAAAAUGCUCUCGAAGAAACUUGCUCAGCUUCCUGAUAGAUGUACACUGAAAACUGGACAUUAUAACAUUAAUUUUAUUAGUUCUCUGGGAGUGAGCUACAUGAUGUUGUGCACUGAAAAUUACCCGAAUGUUCUGGCCUUCUCUUUCCUGGAUGAGCUUCAGAAGGAGUUCAUUACUACUUAUAACAUGAUGAAGACAAAUACUGCUGUCAGACCAUACUGUUUCAUUGAAUUUGAUAACUUCAUUCAGAGGACCAAGCAGCGAUAUAAUAAUCCCAGGUCUCUUUCAACAAAGAUAAAUCUGUCUGACAUGCAGAUGGAAAUCAAGCUGAGGCCCCCUUAUCAAAUUUCCAUGUGUGAACUGGGGUCGGCCAAUGGAGUCACAUCUGCAUUUUCUGUUGACUAUAAAGGUGCUGGUAAGAUUUCUUCUGCUCACCAGCGACUGGAACCAGCGACUCUGUCAGGGAUUGUGGCAUUUAUCCUCAGUCUUUUAUGUGGAGCUCUGAAUUUAAUUCGAGGUUUUCAUGCCAUAGAAAGUCUUUUGCAGAGUGAUGGUGAAGAUUUUAAUUACGUUGUUGCAUUUUUCCUUGGAACAGCAGCCUGCCUUUACCAGUGUUAUUUACUUGUCUACUACACCGGCUGGCGGAAUGUCAAAUCUUUUUUGACUUUUGGUUUAAUCUGUCUGUGCAACAUGUAUCUCUAUGAACUGCGCAACCUGUGGCAGCUUUUCUUUCAUGUGACUGUGGGGGCGUUCGUUACACUGCAGAUCUGGCUAAGGCAAGCCCAGGGCAAGGCUCCUGAUUAUGAUGUCUGACACUAUCCUUCAGACAUGUUGCCCUGGCUUCUGGGGAAAAAGGAAGAGGGAGCCUAUCUUAACUGCCACUGUGAUGAAGAAACUGUUCACCACAUUCAAGAAGCUCUGCUUUCUUUCUGUCCAACUAUCCUGUUUGUUUUAAGUCAGCAUGGCAUGCCUGGGAGCAUGCGGUACCUGCUAGGCCGACUCCUCACGUUAGCCGUGAGAUUAUUAUUCAGAGGAGGAGGAGACUGCUCUCCACACGGCCACGGCAGCGGACGAACAGUCAGAAGCCAUUGGAAGAAUUGGCCAGCGGUCCUGAAUCCUUCUGAAGAGUUCAAUCAAAAACUGUGUGUGGUCCGUGCUCUGAGGACCAAGCGGGGACUCUACAGCCUGGGUUCGCCUUUGUGAGGCCUAAGUAGAGCCUAAAUAAAAAGAUGCCGUGGAGUUUCUGUUUCAGACGACUUGCUAAAUAUCAGAUUACAUGCACAUUUUUGGUACCAAGAGUUUAUGAAGUCCAGGAUGGUGUGGAAUUGGUUCUUUUUCCUUUUAUAUUUUUGCUUGAAUCUUAUCUGGAAAUCACUUGAUAUAGGAGAAGGCUUUUUUGAGCUUAUCUCUAGAACAUCACAAGUAUUGAAAACACAGUAACAUAUGUUUCCUUUCUAGACCAUGUUUGUAGUUUCUUUUGAAAUUACUUUUUAAACAUGUGAUUUGUUAGAUUAUAUAGCCAUUGUUCCCCAAACUUCAGUCACUUGAGUAUUACAUACACUGUUAUUUCUUAGUAUUUAUCUUUUUAAAUCUUCAAAUAGUUUAAAAAACAAACUAAUCUCUACUCCGAGAGGAAAACCAGCAUCUAUUUACCAGGAAUAACUACAAAAUAAAAGAUGUUAUUAAAUUCUAACUAGAUACUAAUGCCUCCCAAGGCUCUGAAUCCAAGAAGCCUGCUCUUUGUUACGGUGAGAGAGAUGUUACCCAGCACCAAAAUGGGGCGCUUUCUGUGGAAUUAUCAGAAGGAUAAAAUUGUAAAGGGAAAGACAUUUCACUGUGAUUCUGUAUUAUUCUGUGUUGUAUACCACCUUAAAUACUCUUGUGUGCCACCGUGGUGUGGGUCCUGCUCUGUGGAAACACUGAACUGUACUAAGAGAAUCAGAAGGUAACUUCUUCCAGCAAACUCUUACUAUUUUGUGGCUUUGAGGAGUUCAGCUCCUAGUAUCUUAGAGAACUUGUUUGCUUUUUGAUAACAUUAUAAAGGUUGUUUAAGCAGUUAUGAAUUAAUAAUACAGGAAGCACAGUUUGAUUCCAUUAGCAAGAUCUGCAACUCUCCUGGUUUCGGAAGGUACCUUCAUUAAUGAUUUUCUUUUGUUUUUAAAGAAAAGAUUCCAAGGAAAGUAUAUAUAAGGUACUAAAAUUUGAUAUCCAGAAGACAGUGAACCCAUUACAUAUAAUUCAUGUUACUAAGUGUAUUUAUUAAGCAGAAUAAUCCAGAGGGGUAAAGUCAUUGAACCACCAUGUUUGCCUGAACCUGUAUAUGUAGAUAUGUCUGCAAUUGUAAAAUCUUGCUUAACUAGAACCUUUUAGGAGAAUGAGGCAAAAGGAAGACAAUAAGCUUGUAAUAUCAGGGAUUUAAUUAAAACAGGAAAUUCCAUUUUGGUUUUCUGACUCUAACAAAACUGCACAGAAAUUAUGUAUUUUCUGAGAGCUACCCCAAGAUAGACUACAUGAUCCUAAAUCAGCAAAAUAAAGUUGGUUUAUAUUUGGCAUUUUGUACUUACUGAGCCAGGAGAGUGAAGUGGUUCAGUUUAGAAAAUUUUUUCUGAACUAAUGGUUAAAACAAGAAGAGUUCUUGUAAAUAGCCAGUCAACCAACAAGUUGGAGCAUUCUGUGAUUUUGCUAUAUAUUGAUACUUUAUAGCUCUCUUACCAGUUGGUUCAGUUUGGUUCUCCAUAUUACUGAAUUAUUGAAAUAUAGUGGUUGGUGUUUGGAUCAUUCAGCCAGGACACUUUAAAACUCACCAGCUGUCUUUAAUGGCUUAAUUUGUUUUUUUGUUUUUGUUUUGUUUUUUUCACUGCUAUUUUAGAUGAUGGGAUGUUUACAUCUUAAUGUAAAAAAUGAAAAUAGGCAUAAAUAAUGUUUAUGUAUAGAAAUGCUUUCUUUCAUUAUUUGGUGUCUGCAUCGCUGAGUGUUUAUAUGACUUCUCUGCCUCUAACAUGUUGUUGCCUAAGAAACUAUUAAGAAUUUGGAAUGAAAAAUUUUUGCCAUGAGUGUAAAGUUCUGAAGCCUCAUUAGGCUUCUAAUGUGUAUGAUAGUAAUAUCUUCCAUUUAUACUAUACUUUUACUUUUAAGAACAAAUCUGCAUUUACCUAAUUAUAAUGAGUUUUGUAGUGUAGGAGAAUAAGUUGCCUUUUUUUUUUUUAAGAUUUUAUUUAUUUAUUUGACAGACAUAGCGAGAGAGGGAACACAAGCAGGGGGAGUGGGAGAGGGAGAAGCAGGCUUCCUGUGGAGCAGGGAGCGGGAUGCGGGGUUUGAUCCCGGGCCAAAGGCAGACACUUAACGACUGAGCCACCCAAGCACCCCAGUUGCUUUCUUGUCACAUGUUAAUGACUUAUCUAGGGUCACAGAGCUAAGCACAUACAACAUCUUAUCCCUUAGCUUUGGGGCUCUUCCCUACCAGAGUGGGAACUGAUGAAGAUAACUAAGGUUGUACUCAGGGAAUAGGUUUGUUCUUGGUAAAAUCAGGGAAUUGGGGACUUAAUGAGCUCAGGCCUGGUAGUGUCAAACCUAGGUGUCUAUUAAGGUAAUUCAGAAAUACUGCUUUUUUAUUAGGGUGUGCUGUGAAGGCAUAGAUGCUGUCUUUUAUAUCCUAAAAAUAAUUACAAUAUUUGCUUGCUUUUUUGGUCUGUAUUUGAAAUGUAUUUAUACCUGGCCUUUUUCCCAAAAGAACUUGAAGCAUGAUACCAAAAUAAGACCUAUACAGCAAUGGUAAUAAUAUGAACAGAAAGGGAGAAAAACAAGAUCAGUGAAAAUGAAAGGAAAAGGGAACAUGUUGCUGUUACCAAGUGUAAAAUUUGACUCUUGAACUUCCUGCAAGUCACAGCUUAGGAGAAGGGGAACAAGUUUUGCAUCGCACUAGCUUGCUCUGUAAGUCAGAGUACACCACUUCCUCAGUGGGGGGCUUCUUCCUGAGGGAUUCUCAUAAAAAUGUCGGCACUUGGGGCUCCUGUGAAAUGCUAAAAUGAACAGAAUCCUCAACUGUUUUAGACAUUUGCAUAUUGUGAUUGUGCCUUGAAUCCUCAACUUGUACCAGCUUUCAGAGGUACAUUUAAGAAUUUUUGGUGUGGUUUAUAGAGGAUUUUGUUUCCAUUAGGAAAAAUUCUUAUCCUAAGCUAAAAUUAGGUAUGUGUUAAAGCUUGAAAAUCCAUUUGAGACAAAUGCCUGGAGACAUGGAGAACCUUUAGCUAAUUUUGUAAUUCUAUAAUUUAUAUAAAGUGAAUGUGCUAUCCCUGGAUUAGCACAUUUAUUUUGUAUUAAAUGUGGUCUUUUUCAUAGUGGAAUCUAGUCUGGAGAAAUGUCUGGCUCCAUUUCUGUUAGGCCAUGUCUGGAAUCUCAUUAGAUUUGAUUUGUCAAGGCUCCACAGAGCACAUUUGUUUGUAUGAACCUUCACCUCCAUGUCACGGAAGUGCUUCCUGCUGAGAUUAGUAGCAGCCCACCAAAAAGGGAGUUGCUUGGCCUUUAUUCCAAAAGUUUUACUAAGGAAACUGGGGACCUCACUCUGAGCUGUUGGAUUUCCAAGAGAUACAACAGAAUGCACGCACGUGCGUGUGUGUGUGUGUAUGUGAUUUUUAUUUUAAGAAACUUAUUUUAAAAAGUUAGAGCUAUCAUGGAGUAUGUAGUAAAAGAACAAAUAAAUUGCAGUUGACCUCGAACAUCAAGUGCAGGGGUUAGGGGCACCAACCCCUCCUUGUGCAGUCAAAAAUCUAUGUAUAACUAGUUAACUACUAAUAGCCUACAGCUUACU
Molecule: messenger RNA, 5475 nt
Organism: Zalophus californianus (California sea lion)
Lineage: Eukaryota; Metazoa; Chordata; Mammalia; Carnivora; Otariidae
Gene: SEC22A
Product: SEC22 homolog A, vesicle trafficking protein
Exons: 7
Coding region: 558-1481 (307 amino acids)
Biological process (GO): endoplasmic reticulum to Golgi vesicle-mediated transport
Source: RefSeq, a predicted model, not a curated record